Messenger RNA from Neoarthrinium moseri, 837 nucleotides. RefSeq lists its product as uncharacterized. Lineage: Eukaryota; Fungi; Ascomycota; Sordariomycetes; Amphisphaeriales; Apiosporaceae. The transcript has 3 exons. The coding region runs from base 1 to 837 and encodes 278 amino acids. The record is from RefSeq and is a predicted model, not a curated record.
AUGAGGUCUUUUUGCGCCAUCACCGGUCUGGUUGUCAUCGGACUGAUGGCCUGCGUGGAGGCUUCGGUCAGAGCAGGUCCCUACCAAAUAAUGUACCUGUGGAAUGCCUAUUGUAUCGAAGUCGAAACGUACGGUCAUGGGAACACGUGGACGGCGCAAAAUUGCAACCAGGGCAAAGCAAACCCCUGUGACUUCGACGAGUUCAUCAAACACAUCGAGAUGGCGAGAAACAAGCCGGGCUGGACGGGUUCGACGGGCGUGGGCACCGCGAAGGACCUUGAUGUGAUUCAAACGGCCGAGAACCUGAAGACGCUUGGUUAUAGCUCGACCAUCGAUCCGGCCAAGCUUUCCCCCAGCAGUUUUACUAAACAGGACCAGCCGACUCUCGGACGCCUGCUGCAGGAUAGUUUCGAUGCCAUCCAGCAGGCAAAAACCGACAUCCUCAAGGUGUCAGGCAAAAGCUAUGCCAACAUUGCCGACUUUGUAUACAACGCGGGAGAGUCGUUGGAUGUUUGCAUCGACAUGAGGAGAGCCGACCAGGCCGACGCCCUAAUCAAGGACUACAAGGCAGGGAUGGCCACCUACGGGUUCACCGACAAGGAUGUUGCAUACAAGUCGCCCAAGCCCACUUUGCCUAACGGUGGGGACUUUGAUGAAAUUGACGUCGAAGCUACGAUCAAGAAGAAUCCCAACUUAACUGAGGCUUGGAAGAAGUUCAUACGGGACUAUGUCAGCAACUACGACCAACUCGCAGGCGCACCCCUGAAGCACACGACGGCUAUUAUCGAUCUCCAAAAGAUCCGAGACGGCAUCUGGGGGUCGUUUUCUUGUUUUUAA